Messenger RNA from Orussus abietinus, 1040 nucleotides. It is a transcript of the gene Rpn12, whose product is annotated as 26S proteasome non-ATPase regulatory subunit 8. The coding region runs from base 142 to 882 and encodes 246 amino acids. The transcript has 3 exons. Gene Ontology annotation, biological process: proteasome-mediated ubiquitin-dependent protein catabolic process. The record is from RefSeq and is a predicted model, not a curated record. Gene Ontology annotation, cellular component: cytosol; nucleus; proteasome regulatory particle. Lineage: Eukaryota; Metazoa; Arthropoda; Insecta; Hymenoptera; Orussidae.
UCUACAUCAACGUUUCAUUCUACGACCGUGAUCAGCGCUUUAUCUUAAACCUGAGACAAAAAUGGCGGCGCUCAAGCAAGUUGUCUCGUUAUAUCAAACAUUGAAACAAGAAUGGACAAAGACUCCUUGUAAUUUGAAAAAAUGCGGCGAAUUACUUGCCCAAUUAAAGUUGGGAAAUUAUUUUUGCAGGUCGGGCUUACCCAUUUAAUGUUCUUGCCUACUUCUAAUAGCACAGCUUCUCAAAAAGAACUGCUGAUUGCACGCGAUAUUCUUGAAAUUGGUGCACAAUGGAGUAUCGCAAGCGAAGACAUACCUUCCUUCGAGCGCUACAUGGCCCAGCUCAAGUGCUAUUACUUUGAUUACAAAUCAGAACUGUCAGAGUCAGCGUACAAGUAUCAGUUGCUUGGCUUGAACCUUCUCUUCCUCCUAUCGCAAAACCGAGUGGCCGAAUUUCACACGGAAUUAGAACUACUACCAUCCGACCAAAUCCAAUCUAAUGUCUACAUUCGACACCCACUCAGUCUGGAACAAUACCUAAUGGAGGGAUCGUAUAACAAGAUCUUCCUGGCGAAAGGCAACGUACCUGCUGCUUCUUACAAUUUCUUCAUUGACAUUUUACUUAAUACAGUACGUGACGAGAUCGGUGCAUGUAUGGAAAAUGCGUACGACAAGAUCUCCAUUAAAGUCGCAUCAAGGAUGCUGAACCUAAGCACCGAGAAAGAAACCAGAGCUUUCGCUGCAAAGAAAAACUGGAAUCUGGCCAAGGAUGGAUACUUCUACUUUAACGCACCUCACGAAAAGAAGUGUGAAGAGCCCGUACCUAGUUCCGAUUUGAUCACCCUUGCAAUAGAUUAUGCGAGAGAGCUCGAGAUGAUCGUAUAACAUUUUUACAUGGGCCCUUAUAGUUCUAAUAUUGUUCUGUGUAUUUUUAUGUAAUGUAAGAUUAUAUAAAAUCCUUUAUAUCUAACUUCAUUAACAUCAAACGUAUGGUGGCAGCUUACGCUACGUUACAUGAGUCAAAUGAGGUAUAUUUAUUUCAA